AUGAUAUCCGCCAUUCUCUUCGCUGCCUGGACGGCCACAGCCGUCGGCGACCACCGCUGCGACACCGAGCCACUCGCCAUGCUCCAGAUGUGGGAGAAGACUGCGCAGACGCAAGCAGAGAACGAGCUGUGCCAGACCCUGGACUCGCGCUGCAACAAGAUUCUCGAUGCAGAUGCCUGCAUAGAGUAUGCGCGCCGCUGCCAGGUAAACGCCAGAGCCGAGCUGGAUCAGAUGGCGGAGGACUGGAUCCAAAACGAGCCGGCGUCACAAGGGGAGUCCCACCUCCCUCUCCAGGAAUCUUGA
Messenger RNA from Symbiodinium sp. CCMP2592, 303 nucleotides. Lineage: Eukaryota; Dinophyceae; Suessiales; Symbiodiniaceae. The record is from the annotation of a GenBank genome assembly.